This is a messenger RNA of Sinocyclocheilus grahami, 4521 nucleotides long. RefSeq names its product fibril-forming collagen alpha chain-like. NCBI's taxonomy places the organism in Eukaryota, Metazoa, Chordata, Actinopteri, Cypriniformes, Cyprinidae. Gene Ontology annotation, molecular function: RNA binding. Gene Ontology annotation, cellular component: sno(s)RNA-containing ribonucleoprotein complex. The record is from RefSeq and is a predicted model, not a curated record. Gene Ontology annotation, biological process: pseudouridine synthesis; box H/ACA snoRNP assembly; ribosome biogenesis. The transcript is spliced from 9 exons. The coding region runs from base 419 to 4363 and encodes 1314 amino acids.
CGAUAGCUCAGUUGGUAGAGCGGAGGACUGUAGAGGUCGAGCACUGAAAUCCUUAGGUCGCUGGUUCGAAUCCGGCUCGAAGGAGUUGAUUUUUUUUUGUGGUGUUACAACAUGUUAAGGAUUUCAGUCCAGGUUAAUACUGAUGCUUCAGGAACUUACCUCGGUCGGUUUUAUGAGAAACUGACAUUGCAUUUCAACUUUGCAAACAAUUAAAAAGAAGGGACAAUUAUGUGGCUUUUCUGUGUGCUUCUCUUUCGCAAGUGUUGUGUUAGCGUACUCAAUUUUAAAACAUUUUAUUAUUAUUUUGACACUGACGAUUGGUACUUUUAUUUUGAAAGGCUCCGUACAGUUCCUGCUGUUGUGACGCCAAUUACGUAAAAUCAUUUUUGAAGCGCUGUCUUCACAUGGAAACCUAAACAUGGAGAAUUCAAGCACAGAGAAGCAGGUAAAGAAUGUUCUAAUUCCUUACAAUCAAGAUCAAGAAUCUGAAAAAGAGAAAAUGGAAUUGGAUAUUAAUAAUACGUUUCAGACUAAAAUGACCGGUGAUCAGAGCUUUUGUCCUGAACUUGGACCAACAGAUAAGCCAUGCACCAGUGGUCAGUCUGAACAGCUAGGAGAUCAGAGCUCCAGUGGUCAACUUGAACCAACAGCAGAACCUUUCACUACUGAUCAGUCUGGACUGACAGGAGAACAGAGCUCCAGUGGUCAACUUGGACCAACAGCAGAACCUUUCACUACUGAUCAGUCUGGACUGACAGGAGAACAGAGCUCCAGUGGUCAACUUGGACCAACAGCAGAACCUUUCACUACUGAUCAGUCUGGACUGACAGGAGAACAGAGCUCCAGUGGUCAACUUGGACCAACAGCAGAACUUUUCACUACUGAUCAGUCUGGACUGACAGGAGAACAGAGCUCCAGUGGUCAACUUGGACCAACAGCAGAACUUUUCACUACUGAUCAGUCUGGACUGACAGGAGAACAGAGCUCCAGUGGUCAACUUGGACCAACAGCAGAACUUUUCACUACUGAUCAGUCUGGACUGACAGGAGAACAGAGCUCCAGUGGUCAACUUGGACCAACAGCAGAACUUUUCACUACUGAUCAGUCUGGACUGACAGGAGAACAGAGCUCCAGUGGUCAACUUGGACCAACAGCAGAACUUUUCACUACUGAUCAGUCUGGACUGACAGGAGAACAGAGCUCCAGUGGUCAACUUGGACCAACAGCAGAACUUUUCACUACUGAUCAGUCUGGACUGACAGGAGAACAGAGCUCCAGUGGUCAACUUGGACCAACAGCAGAACUUUUCACUACUGAUCAGUCUGGACUGACAGGAGAACAGAGCUCCAGUGGUCAACUUGGACCAACAGCAGAACUUUUCACUACUGAUCAGUCUGGACUGACAGGAGAACAGAGCUCCAGUGGUCAACUUGGACCAACAGCAGAACUUUUCACUACUGAUCAGUCUGGACUGACAGGAGAACAGAGCUCCAGUGGUCAACUUGGACCAACAGCAGAACUUUUCACUACUGAUCAGUCUGGACUGACAGGAGAACAGAGCUCCAGUGGUCAACUUGGACCAACAGCAGAACUUUUCACUACUGAUCAGUCUGGACUGACAGGAGAACAGAGCUCCAGUGGUCAACUUGGACCAACAGCAGAACUUUUCACUACUGAUCAGUCUGGACUGACAGGAGAACAGAGCUCCAGUGGUCAACUUGGACCAACAGCAGAACUUUUCACUACUGAUCAGUCUGGACUGACAGGAGAACAGAGCUCCAGUGGUCAACUUGGACCAACAGCAGAACUUUUCACUACUGAUCAGUCUGGACUGACAGGAGAACAGAGCUCCAGUGGUCAACUUGGACCAACAGCAGAACUUUUCACUACUGAUCAGUCUGGACUGACAGGAGAACAGAGCUCCAGUGGUCAACUUGGACCAACAGCAGAACUUUUCACUACUGAUCAGUCUGGACUGACAGGAGAACAGAGCUCCAGUGGUCAACUUGGACCAACAGCAGAACUUUUCACUACUGAUCAGUCUGGACUGACAGGAGAACAGAGCUCCAGUGGUCAACUUGGACCAACAGCAGAACUUUUCACUACUGAUCAGUCUGGACUGACAGGAGAACAGAGCUCCAGUGGUCAACUUGGACCAACAGCAGAACUUUUCACUACUGAUCAGUCUGGACUGACAGGAGAACAGAGCUCCAGUGGUCAACUUGGACCAACAGCAGAACUUUUCACUACUGAUCAGUCUGGACUGACAGGAGAACAGAGCUCCAGUGGUCAACUUGGACCAACAGCAGAACUUUUCACUACUGAUCAGUCUGGACUGACAGGAGAACAGAGCUCCAGUGGUCAACUUGGACCAACAGCAGAACUUUUCACUACUGAUCAGUCUGGACUGACAGGAGAACAGAGCUCCAGUGGUCAACUUGGACCAACAGCAGAACUUUUCACUACUGAUCAGUCUGGACUGACAGGAGAACAGAGCUCCAGUGGUCAACUUGGACCAACAGCAGAACUUUUCACUACUGAUCAGUCUGGACUGACAGGAGAACAGAGCUCCAGUGGUCAACUUGGACCAACAGCAGAACUUUUCACUACUGAUCAGUCUGGACUGACAGGAGAACAGAGCUCCAGUGGUCAACUUGGACCAACAGCAGAACUUUUCACUACUGAUCAGUCUGGACUGACAGGAGAACAGAGCUCCAGUGGUCAACUUGGACCAACAGCAGAACUUUUCACUACUGAUCAGUCUGGACUGACAGGAGAACAGAGCUCCAGUGGUCAACUUGGACCAACAGCAGAACUUUUCACUACUGAUCAGUCUGGACUGACAGGAGAACAGAGCUCCAGUGGUCAACUUGGACCAACAGCAGAACCUUUCACUACUGAUCAGUCUGGACUGACAGGAGAACAGAGCUCCAGUGGUCAACUUGGACCAACAGCAGAACCUUUCACUACUGAUCAGUCUGGACUGACAGGAGAACAGAGCUCCAGUGGUCAACUUGGACCAACAGCAGAAGCAUUCACCAAUGAUCAGUCUGAAGAGACAGGAGAUCAGAGCACUGGUGGUUCAUCUGGACUGACAGAAGAUCACUGCACCAGCACUCAUUCUGAACAAACUGGAGAUCAGAGCUCCAGUGGUCAAUUUGGGCCAACAGGAGAACAUUUAACCAGCGAUCAGUCUGGACUGGCAGGAGAUCAGAUCUUCAUUAUUCAGUCUGAACAAACAUUGGAUCAGAUCUCCAGCAUUCAGACUGGACCUGCAGAGACGCAGUGUGGAACUCUGGUUAGUCCACACUCUGGGACUGGAUCGUUAGGUCUGCUGAGCAUGCAGUACAAAGAAAACAGCUCGGAUGACAACUGUUCAGACAGUGACUCAGACUCUUCGUCCUCCACAUCCUCCUCUUCAUCAUCCUCAACCUCUUCCUCCUCUGAGCCUUUUAAUUUAGUCAAGAACAACGCAGAAGAUGACGAUGAAGGUGUUGCCAUGGGCAAUGAGAAAAGGCCUGCACCAUUGAAAACCCAAGAUGAGCUGCUUAUCGAUGAUCUUCCUGUAGUUGAGAACCUCUUCAUCAGCCUUCCAGAAGAUACAGAGUUGGAGCCCAUUGGGACAAUAUCAAGCAUUGUGGAGCAAUUAGUGAUUGUGGAGUCAUACAGGAACACACCACCACUGCAUGAAAACAGCGUGUUAUUCACCAAAAACAGAAACUCUGUUGGCAAGAUCUUUGAAGUCUUCGGGCCAGUUUGUCAGCCUUACUAUGCUUUGAGGUUCAACUCCCAUGACGAUAUCGACCAGAAAGAUCUUAAAAUUCGAGAUGUGGUUUAUUUUGCCCCCAAAAUUAAAGAUUUCACAGACUACAUCUUUACAGAGCGACUCCAAAGGACCAAAGGCUCAGAUGCAUCCUGGAAAAAUGACCAGGAACCACCCCCUGAGGCACUUGAUUUUAGCGAUGAUGAGCAAGAGAGGCUGGCCAAACAGAAGCUUAAAGAGCAAAAGAGACGGCAACAAAAUGAUUCCGACUCAGAGGACGAAUUGGAUGCCCAUAAAGGUCCGCCCCCUCAUAAAUCCGGUCGGCGGAAGCCCAGACAGAACCGCAACGUUUCCCGUGGGCAGCACCACGAUCGCGGUGGCGGUUUCCAUAGCAACUAUCACGCUCACCCCCCCUUCCCACCGGAAUACAUGUUCCCCCCUCCAGAUCCACACAUGUUUCCCUUCCAGGGCCCAAUGAUGCCACCUUUUCCCAGACCGCCACCCUUUCACAUGGGAAUGGCCCUGUGGCCCCCAGGGCCCAAUCAGGGCUUUAUGUUCCAGCCCCCACCUCCACCUCCUCCACCACCGCAUAAUCAGUAAAGCUGUGACUGAAUCCUAUUUACAACCUGCGCCCUAAAAGGGAUCACAAUCUUUGCAUACGAAUACAACUGUAUACAGGUGUAAAGUAUGAAUCAAGCAUAACUGUAUAUUAUUAGAGUGCAAUUUUUCACUUUCUAUUAAAAAUUAUUAAUUUCUCA